ACAACAUCAAAUUGUAUGCCGUUAAAUAGUCUCGGUUGUCGAGAGCAUAUAGAGUCAAAGUGAGAGAAAUAACUCGUAGCUUGUGACAGGUAAAUACAGCCAGUGAACCGAGACGGGGGUUUGUAUUUGGUGAUUAACUCUUUGUACCUGUACAGGUAUUUAAGCACGGGUAACCCUGUGGGAACGAUGACCUCACUGACGUGAAACACCUUCAAUUUGAUUUACCGUUUACUUGUGUUAUACCUGUGCAUCUACCUGAGUAGGAUAUAAAGUGAUCUACCGUAGUAAGAAAGGAGUGAACGUUUAGUAUGAUUUGACGCGAAUUUCUAAAAGAAAAGAAUUGAGAAGCGGUGUAACUUUUAGACUCUCUAACUUUCGUAGAAAAGGUGAUGGUUUCAUCUUGAAAGAAUGUGAACGAUUGAACUAUUAAAACCUAUAGGACCGUUAUGCGAAUUCUGGUUACUUGGAGUGGAAUUAUAUAUUAAAGUACUGAAUUAUAAACUUAGUAGACUUUGUGUAUGUAUUUGAGAGACUAUGGCUAUUAUUACCAAGUUUUUGUGUUGGCCCAAUACACGUGUGGGAAGUGCUGUGUGUGGAUAUUAUACACUGGUGAUAUCAGUGGUAUGUUUGGGAUUUUAUCUGUUUAGAUACAUAGCUUUAGAUGCCAUCAGUAAAUCUAUAGAAUUUAAAGGAAUUAUAUAUGCUGGGUUUUUUCUGUAUUCGUUGUUAAUAGCUGUAUCUUUAAUAUUACUACCCGGUGUUUAUAUGGAUAAGCGUUUACUGAUGUUACCAUGGAUCUAUAUAUUAGUUGUAACUGUUUUAUAUGAAACUGGCGCUGUUGCUCUUCUAACAACAGUUCAUCUAGAAUAUGAAAAGAAAUUACAGCCGUGGGAGAUUAUAGCCGUUUGUUUUUAUAUGGUGCGCCUUGUUGCUAAUUGUUAUUGUUUUGCAUGUGUUGUGUCACAGUAUCAGGAGUUAACGGAGGGAAGGGGGACGUAUGAUUUUCUUUAUAAACAGCCAAACAGUACUGAACCAGAUCCUGAGAUGUACACGCCACCUCUCGGGGCUAAUCUACCACCUUACACUUAUGAAGAUCAGCAUAAAGAAUAUAGUCCACCAGAUUAUGAUAAUUUAUCCUUUGAGAAUGACGACGUGUUUACAACAGCGACGUCUGCGUGCGUUCAUAAUGAAUGUCGUCACGAACUUUUAAGUGACAUAUCAGAUUGCUGUGCUCCAGAAGUGAUGACACCAUCAGAUGUGUAUAGAUGUGAAUAUGACGUGUUACAAACUGCUCUAUCUGGUUCUGUGAUAACACAGCCUAUUGAUGACGUGGUGGUUCCUGGUGUAGAUUAUCAGAUGACUACACAUUUAACUUGGAUAUAGAAUAAGUGCAGUCAUUUAUAUUAGAUUACGAUUAAAUAGUGCAAUGUUUUUAUUUUGUUUCUACUCAAAAUAAACGGGAUUCAAUAUCGACUUAAUCAAACCAUAGCAACACGGCAACUGCCCGGGUCGCACUAGUUCUUCGCAGACUAGGAACAAACAACAGCAUAGUUUGUAGCAUUACUUGGUUAAGUAUACAAUUAUUAUAGACACUGAUUUGGCGUGAUGUACGACCUGGCAAUCCUAUACAAUCGAAAUCAUUUUUGUAUAAGAAUCAAAAAAAUUUCUGUGAUAUGUGACAAAAGUUUUAGUCCGAAUUAACGAACAACUUCAUUCGUUUUGGACGGAGACUGGGUGUGUAUGAAAUAACUUUAUUUAGCAUUGAACUUAUAUACUGUUUUAUAAGACUUUUUUCACAUUUGUUUACAUAAGCGAGAAUGUAAAUGUCUUUUUUUUAACGGCUGUGAGCGGGUUUUUAUAUUCAUUUGUUAUCAUAGCAUUACCUGAUUUCGUUCCUGGUGUGUGCUUUGAAACAAAUCAUUGUAAAAUUUUAUUCAAUAAUUCGUAUGAGUGUAUAUCAGUAAGAAUCGGAGAUCCCGAGAUGGAAUCCACCUUAUGAUCCAUCCAUAGCAAAAAUUUACCAGGUAAAGCACGUGUGAAUUCGAGUAGCGCUGGGGCCCAGUUUCUGGUCCAAAAAUAUCGUCGGUGAGUUAGAAAUUGGGUUGAGAACCUGCGUGCCUGUGGUAUUUCCUCGUCUUUGAAAAUAUUGUGGUUGAAUCGGAAUUGUGUUGAGAACCUGAGUGCCUGUGGUAUUUCCUCAUCUUUGAAAGAAUCUCUGUAACUAGAAGAGUCCUUUAUUAUAUGACAGAUCUAAAUUAUAUAGUGCAAUAUAUUAAGAUAGUAUUAAUUAUUUGUAUUACAUAUCAGUUUGCGAUUGUAACAGAAUAUGGAUUAAGACUGAUAAUUCUUUUCACAAAUAUUGAUCUAUUUAUAGUAAUUCUUUUCAUUCCAUUUUUCCCCCCUGUUUUCAAGAAGAGUGUUUGUAAAUUUACAUCAGGUUUUAUGGAUCAUUUAUUAUUUUGAGGCGGAAGGAUCAGGGAGGAAACAUGAGUUAGGAAGAAAUCAACAAAGAAAAUGAAGUCA
Messenger RNA from Patella vulgata (common limpet), 2523 nucleotides. RefSeq lists its product as uncharacterized. NCBI's taxonomy places the organism in Eukaryota, Metazoa, Mollusca, Gastropoda, Patellidae. The transcript is spliced from 7 exons. The coding region runs from base 535 to 1383 and encodes 282 amino acids. The record is from RefSeq and is a predicted model, not a curated record.